Messenger RNA from Centruroides sculpturatus (bark scorpion), 1805 nucleotides. RefSeq names its product zinc finger BED domain-containing protein 1-like. The transcript has 3 exons. Gene Ontology annotation, molecular function: protein dimerization activity. The coding region runs from base 212 to 1699 and encodes 495 amino acids. The record is from RefSeq and is a predicted model, not a curated record. Lineage: Eukaryota; Metazoa; Arthropoda; Arachnida; Scorpiones; Buthidae.
CUUAUUCUCUUUUCCUGUAAAACCUGGUAUUCUCAUUGCGCGAAGUUCCAUAAGGCGCUAACAUUUAGACACACUUAUAAAGUAUUUAAAUAAUUAAUGCUGAAAGUUUAGAAAAUUAGUAGAAACAAGAGAGCAAAAAGAAGACAUCGUUAUUCGACUACAUUAUCAGCCUUACUUAUCUCCUAGAACAUAUAAUUAACACUAUCCAUCAAUGGCUCGAAAACAGCACCUAGGUUAUGUGUUAACCGAUAUGUUUGUCACUGAUAUGUAUCCUUUAUCAUUAAUGGAGACAAAAUGUUUCAGAGACUUUGUAAAAGAACUGGACAGUGAGUAUGAUUUACCAUCUCGAACGACUUUAGAAAAAGUACUUUUCGUCGAUAAAUUCAAUGUUUUAAAUGAAAGACUGCAUGAAAUUCUCUCGCAAAUCGAAUUCGCAACGAUUUCAAUUGGCACAUGGAUAUCGAAAUGUUCAGACAGGAAAUAUAUUUCAUUCCACUGCCAUUUUCUGUGGGAAAAGAAACUCCACGUGGUCGUUCUAGCUACGAAAGAAGCAUCUUUUGUCACACCUCUACGUACAAGACAGCUGUUGGAACAAAUUAUUGAUAACUGGAGGCUUGAGGAUAAGAUUCGAUUUACAGUGAGCAUUAAUACGGAAGAUAUUUCAGGAGCUGAAAAUAUUUUACGAAAUAUUCCGAACUUGCCGUCUUUAACAGAUACAUUAGAUCAGCUUGCAAAUUGUUAUUCUGAGAUUGCCGAAAUUAAUUGUCUCGUAGAAAAAUGCGAAACCACGUUAAAAAUUUAUAUGCUAUCUGUUAUAAACGAAUAUAGCGUUAUGCUUUCAUACAUAAUAGAAAAUAGUCCUCAAUCCACAUCUACCUUAACUUGGAGAAAUGUUUAUAAGUUGAUAAAACAAAUUUUAAAAUUAUGGGAAGAAUCACAGGUAAUAUAUGAUAUAACACGUUGUUCGUUGUCACCUCGAGAUAUAGAAAAAUUAAAAGUUUGCGUUAGUUAUUUUGAUCUCAUUUCUCAGACACUGCAGCAUAUCAGUAAUUUUCAAUUUGCCACACAUUCAAUGACAAUUCCUAUAUUAAACGGCAUUUUUAAUAAAUUAGAAAGUAUCAAAAAUAAUUCACCAGAAAAAAUAAAUAUUGUCGAAAAGUUAAAAGCGUCUGUAAACUUUUGUCUAAAAAGUCUUGAAGCAAAUGAUAUAUCUUUAAUUAGUACAAUACUCGAUCCGCGAUUUAAAACACUUGGAUUUUCGAAACCAGAUAUUGGGCGAGCUGCAAGGAAGAAAGUUAAACAUAAAUUAUCUGAAAUUCGACAAAAGAAAAGAAAUUGUGCCUCACCAGAAAGAAUCUGCUUGAACGAAGAAAUGCCUGUUCUUGACUAUUUAAGUAGAAAAAGAAGAAAAAUCGAACCAGUUACUAUUGAACUUGAUGAUUACUUAAAUGAACCAACAAUUCGUUCAACCGAAGACCCAUUACAGUACUGGGAAAAGAGUAAAUGUAAAUUUCCAAAUAUUUACUCCAUUGCUCUACAAUACUUGUGUAUACCUGCUAGUAUUUCAUGUUCAGAAUGGAAACGAUCAGUUUCAUCGACGCUGUCAAACGGCGAUUCCGAUGAAAUAAAUUCAGAAAAAGUAAACAAAUUUAUAUUUCUGAAACAAAACUGGUGGAUAAGAACAGAUGAGACUACUUAAUGUAUGUAUUCCAGUUAUUUUUUAAUUGUUAAUAAUCAACUUCGAUAUUGUAAAUUAUAUUUAAGUAAGUUAAAUCAUCAUCUACUUAGGAAUUUCUGCUUACAAA